AUGGCAGCUCUACGCUCUACGUCGUCGCGGCUGCUCGCCUCCACCUCCAUGCCACGCUCAACGAUACUUCCUUCAGUAUUCGUGAGAUCAAUGGCAUCUUUAGGUGAAUCAACCAUCGGAGCAAAUCCAAAAGGAAGCAACGACUCGCGAAUGAAAUCCUUCCAAAUCUAUCGAUGGAAUCCUGACACCCCCACGGAGAAGCCAAGAAUGCAAACAUACACGUUAGAUCUGAACAAGACAGGUCCCAUGGUGCUCGACGCCCUAGUCAGAAUCAAGAACGAACUCGACCCGACAUUGACGUUCCGCAGAAGCUGCAGAGAAGGCAUUUGUGGUAGUUGCGCCAUGAACAUUAACGGAACAAAUACCUUGGCAUGCUUGUGCCGUAUUCCCACAGAAACAAACGCCGAGUUGAAAAUCUACCCGCUACCCCACACCUACGUCGUCAAGGACCUAGUCCCUGACUUGACGCAUUUCUACAAGCAAUACAAGUCCAUUAAGCCGUAUCUUCAGAGAGAUACGCCAGCACCUGAUGGAAAAGAAUACCGACAGAGCAAAGCCGAGCGCAGAAAAUUAGAUGGUCUAUACGAAUGCAUUCUUUGCGCUUGCUGCUCCACAUCAUGCCCCUCGUACUGGUGGAACUCUGAAGAAUAUCUGGGCCCCGCCAUUCUCCUGCAAUCGUACCGCUGGCUAGCUGAUUCCCGAGACGAGAGGAAGAUGGAGCGCAAAGCCGCCCUUGACAACUCAAUGAGUCUGUACCGAUGCCACACCAUCCUUAACUGUACCCGAACUUGCCCCAAGGGUCUGAACCCAGGCUUGGCCAUUGCCGAGAUCAAGAAGGAGAUGUCUUUCUAA
Hypoxylon fragiforme is the source of this 852-nucleotide messenger RNA. Its product is annotated as succinate dehydrogenase ubiquinone iron-sulfur protein-like protein. The transcript is spliced from 3 exons. NCBI's taxonomy places the organism in Eukaryota, Fungi, Ascomycota, Sordariomycetes, Xylariales, Hypoxylaceae. Gene Ontology annotation, cellular component: mitochondrial membrane. The record is from RefSeq and is a predicted model, not a curated record. Bases 1 to 852 code for a protein of 283 amino acids. Gene Ontology annotation, molecular function: 2 iron, 2 sulfur cluster binding; electron transfer activity. Gene Ontology annotation, biological process: aerobic respiration; tricarboxylic acid cycle; respiratory electron transport chain.